This is a messenger RNA of Coregonus sp. 'balchen', 1782 nucleotides long. Lineage: Eukaryota; Metazoa; Chordata; Actinopteri; Salmoniformes; Salmonidae. The record is from the annotation of a GenBank genome assembly.
AUGGCCUCUGAGCUCACCAAGAAGGAGAUCCAGGUGAGUACUUCACCAUAACAUUUUGCUUGAUCUUUGUGGUGGAGCACUGAUGUGCAAGUGUAGUUAAAGGGUACAAUAAAGCACUGUGAAAUGCCCCUUCAACAAAAUGAGGUGUGUUGAAUGAAACAGUAAGCAUUGGGUGACUUGUCGAAGGACUCCCUUGGGUCUAGUAAGCAGACGAAGCUUUGAUGUGAAUGGAGCUUUUCCUCCAUCAAAGUGAUGAUGAUGAUGAUCUCUGUGCUCUUGUCCGACUGUGUGAUCAGGCCUUCCGGGAGAGCGAGGAGGCCAAGAAGAGGCUGGUGGAGUCCUACGAGCUCAUGCUGGGGUUCUAUGGCAUCCAGCUGGUCAACAAAGACACAGGCGAGGUCAAACGUGCCGACAACUGGAAGGAACGCUUCGCCAACCUUGAACGGUGAGUUGCUGAAUCCAUGUCUUGGCCAACUUUACAGGGUGUGGUUUCUUAGGACCAUGUUAAACCACUUAUGACCAUUCUUGGACCAAUUUCUAAAUGAGAAACACUCAUUUCCUUGUGUCUUAGUUGUUAGGUGUUCACUGUGUGAAUAGGGGUCCUCCAUCUAAAUAUUGGUUGUGUUUUCUCUUGUCCCCCCCCUCAGGAACAUGCACAAUAACCUUCGCAUCACGCGCAUCCUGAAGAGCCUGGGGGAGCUAGGCUUUGAGCACUACCAGAGCCCGCUGGUGCGCUUUUUCCUGGAGGAGACACUGGUCAAGAAGAACCUGAGCAGCGUCAAGCGCAGCGUGUUUGACUACUUCCUAUUUGCCGUGCGUGACAAGCAGAAGCGCAAAGAGCUGCUGCGCUACGCCUUCCAGCACUUCGAGCCCAAGGACAAGUUUGUGUGGUGCCCCCGAAAGAUCCAGAAACAGCUGAAGAAGGCAGAGAAGGGGAACGGAGAGGGAGGGGAGGAGGGCCGCCCACGAGCCAAGGCUAGAGGAUUAGAGGCUGGGGGAGCCCAGAAGGAAGAGAAGGGUGUCACAGAGGAGGUGACGGAGACGGCCAAGUUGACUGAUCAAGCAGUGAGUAGUGACCGAGAUAAGCAGGCCGAGGGGUCUUCUGUUGAUCCUCCUGGGCCAGCGGUCUCCUCAGAGGACUCUGAACCACUGGGAAACGGGAACCGUAAUGAUACUAACAAUGUUGACAUGGACCAUUCAGGCAGCCCAGACCCUGAGUCUGUUAAAGGAGACCACAGUAUGGAGGAAGGACUCAAAGAGAACAGUCAAGCCAAGGACAGCAUCCAGAACUCAGUCCAUGUCAAGCCAGCUGCAUCUGAAAUGGAGUCUGAGAAGUUGGAGCAACCGACCAAGAAGAAAAGGGAAGGUCACAAGGGCGUGCCUAGCAACAGGCGGGAGGAAGGCACGGUUGUCCACAACAACAACCACUCCAAUCAGAUGAGCCUGUCCGUGACAUCAUCCCACAAAGCCAAGACUGAUGAUCCCAAAAAGAAUUCGCCCAAAAAGAAUUUGACCAAAAAGGAUUCGCCCAAAAAGGACUUGACCAAAAAGGAUUGGCCCAAAAAGGACUUGCCAUCUGACUCCUCAGAACGAGGUGAAAAACACCCAAGGACUGACUUUAGUGAUGUGACUGAUAACAACGCAGUGCCAGUGGGUGGGGAGAACACAGAGAAAGCUGUAAAGGGCCAGACAAAUGGGAAAGAAGUAAAAAAUGAAGUGGAGGUGAUGGAUGUGGAAUCCACCUACCAGCCAAGUUCAGACCAAGACAUGGGAUCUUCCUGA